This is a messenger RNA of Tauraco erythrolophus (red-crested turaco), 308 nucleotides long. NCBI's taxonomy places the organism in Eukaryota, Metazoa, Chordata, Aves, Musophagiformes, Musophagidae. The record is from RefSeq and is a predicted model, not a curated record.
UCGCAUCCGAGUGCUGCUUGGGAAACAUAACCUGGCACUUACAGAGUCAACACAGCAGUCGAUUUAUUCAUCUAAAGUCAUCCGCCACUCUGGCUACAGCUCCCAGACCCUGGACAAUGACAUCAUGCUCAUCAAGCUUUCUCAAUCCGCCCAGCUCAGCCGCGCUGUCAGCACAGUUCCUCUGCCCACCAGCUGCGUGGCUGCGGGCACCACGUGCCUGAUCUCUGGCUGGGGCAACACCCUCAGCAAUGGCUGUGAGUACUUUUUGGGAAUAGAAGUGCUGUGGGACAGGACUAUAUCAGUGAUCA